Messenger RNA from Auxenochlorella protothecoides, 906 nucleotides. RefSeq names its product Protein TRIGALACTOSYLDIACYLGLYCEROL 3, chloroplastic. The coding region runs from base 1 to 906 and encodes 301 amino acids. The transcript has 5 exons. Gene Ontology annotation, molecular function: ATP binding; ATP hydrolysis activity. Lineage: Eukaryota; Viridiplantae; Chlorophyta; Trebouxiophyceae; Chlorellales; Chlorellaceae. The record is from RefSeq and is a predicted model, not a curated record.
AUGCUGGCAUGCAGGACAGUGGCGUUGCUGGCACCAGACCCCCACCUAGCGCCCGUCCGAUCCGUGUCCGGCUCCCUGGACAUCCCCCUGCUCCCCGCCCAGUCCGCCUCCGAAACCCUGAUCGAGUUCCGGGACGUGUACAAGUCGUUCGGGGACAAGCACAUCCUGCGCGGCGCUAGCUUCUGCGUGCGCCGCGGCGAGGCCGUGGGCAUCAUUGGCGGCUCCGGCACGGGCAAGAGCACCACCCUGCGCAUCGCCGCAGGCCUGCUGCAGCCCGACGCGGGGCAGGUGCUGGUGCGGGGGGUGGAGCGGGUGGGCCUGAUGGCCGACCAGCCCGACAGCGACGGCGCGCUGGUGAUGGGCCUGGUCUUCCAGUCGGCCGCCCUCUUCGACUCCCUCACCGUGGGCGAGAACGUGGGCUUCCUACUCCUGGAGCACAGCAAGCUGCCCAAGACGCGCAUCAAGAAGCUGGUGGCGGCGGCCCUGCGCAAGGUGGGCCUGCGGGGCGUGGAGAACCUGAUGCCCUCCGAGCUGUCCGGGGGGAUGAAGAAGCGCGUGGCGCUGGCGCGGGCCAUCAUCCGGGACGACCAGCACGCCCAGGCGGAGCAGCUCAUCAUGUACGACGAGCCGACGGCGGGGCUGGACCCCGUGGCCUCCACGGUGGUGGAGGACCUGAUCCGCGGCAUGCACACGCCAACGUCGGCGAGGUCGCGGGGGGGCAUCACCAGCUACAUGGUGGUGACGCACCAGCACAGCACCAUCCGGCGUGCAGUGGACCGCCUCAUCUUCCUGAAUGACGGCAAGGUGGUCUGGCAGGGCACAGUCAAGGAGUUUGAUGCCUGCGACGUGCCCAUCGUGCGCCAGUUCGCGUCAGGCAGCCUGGACGGGCCCAUCACAUAUGUCUGA